Molecule: messenger RNA, 945 nt
Organism: Grus americana (Whooping crane)
Lineage: Eukaryota; Metazoa; Chordata; Aves; Gruiformes; Gruidae
Product: cell surface glycoprotein CD200 receptor 1-B-like
Exons: 4
Coding region: 1-945 (314 amino acids)
Biological process (GO): regulation of neuroinflammatory response
Cellular component (GO): external side of plasma membrane
Molecular function (GO): signaling receptor activity
Source: RefSeq, a predicted model, not a curated record
AUGAUGAGGAGCUCACAGCAAGCUGGAUGGUGCAAGAAACCCAGAUCAUCCACAAACACAAGAGCUACUUUGAAAGUUGUCAGGAAGACCCUGUACAUCACUGUUCUGCUCACCAUCACUGCAGUCACGGGAGCUACAGGGAACAAGAGAGUGUCAGCAACUGUAGGUAACAGCUGUGUGCUCACCUGCACUACCAAAUCAAAUGUAACCAUGGUAACAUGGAAAAUAAGCCCCAAGGUUGGAGGCCCCUGCACCUUGGGAUACAGGGCUGAUCAGAACAAGACAGACAAAACAAACUGCAGUGACAGCAUGAACUGGAAAUUCAGACCAGAUCGAGAUCCUACCCUUGAGAUACGGCAAGUGGGAAUAGCCCACGAAGGAAAUUACACCUGUGACGUAGUAACAACAGAAGGGAAUUUCCAUGAGAUGUACUACCUGACCGUGCUGGUCCCCCCCCGGCUGACCCUGUACUGUGAUGACCACGGGAACCCCGUGUGCGAGGCAGCGGCAGGGAAGCCGGCUGCUUGGGUCUCGUGGCUACUAGGGAGCAACUUCACCCCCGAGGAAGAAGGCCAUGACAACGGGACAGUGACUGUUCUCAGCACACUGACAGCAUAUAGCACCAACGUGACUAAUACCACCUGCAUUGUGUCCCACCCAGCUGGGAACCAGAGCAAGUCCAUAGCCUGUCAUCCCUCAAAGAAUAGUACACGGUUUCUCCACUGUGCCGUCAGCCUUGCUAGUCUCCUGGGCCUCCUCUUCCUGCUUGCUGUUCUUCAACUCUACGCCUUCUGUGAUAACAGGUAUGUAUGGAGCAUGAUACCCACAAACCCCUUUGGCCAGCCCUGGGGAAGUCUAAAAGGGCUUCUGGUACUAUUUCACGUCGUGCACGGUCACCUCAGUCUGUCACAAACACACCAGUUCAGCACAUGGAGACUUCUUUGA